AUGGCGGAAUCCAAGGUGCACGACACCAUUGCGCCGGCGGAGGCGGCCCCGCGCUACCCCUCUGACGGCCACGAGGGUCAGGAGGGCUGGUCCUCCGACUCCUCGAUGAAGACGGUCAUUCAGAAUGCCAAGGCGGCGACGGAAAAGGAGCAGAAUAUGAGUUUGCUACAGGGCAUCAAGUUAUAUCCUAAGGCGGUAGUGUGGAGUGUGAUUAUUUCGACUUGCAUUGCGAUGGAGGGAUACGAUAUUAGUUUGGUCAACAACUUCUACGCUUUUGAUCAAUUCAAUCGCAAUUGGCGGAUGGAACAUAUCAAGUACCGGCCAGGGUAA
Penicillium cataractarum is the source of this 330-nucleotide messenger RNA. RefSeq names its product putative MFS alpha-glucoside transporter. The record is from RefSeq and is a predicted model, not a curated record. NCBI's taxonomy places the organism in Eukaryota, Fungi, Ascomycota, Eurotiomycetes, Eurotiales, Aspergillaceae. Bases 1 to 330 code for a protein of 109 amino acids. The transcript is spliced from 2 exons.